Messenger RNA from Bacidia gigantensis, 2175 nucleotides. RefSeq lists its product as uncharacterized. NCBI's taxonomy places the organism in Eukaryota, Fungi, Ascomycota, Lecanoromycetes, Lecanorales, Ramalinaceae. The transcript has 3 exons. Gene Ontology annotation, molecular function: serine-type peptidase activity. Gene Ontology annotation, biological process: proteolysis. The record is from RefSeq and is a predicted model, not a curated record. The coding region runs from base 1 to 2175 and encodes 724 amino acids.
AUGCCCCAGAAGUCUAACAUGCUAUCCGAAGUACCCACUUUCAAACCCUCCCACGUCCUAGCUUGUUUACAGACUGUUCCUUUGAAUAAGACUGCCGCCCUCGCGCAAGUCGAUUGGCUCCAGAACUAUACACAAUUGCAAUCAACAUUGGCAUACCUCAAAGAGCCCACACCGGAGUAUCAGCUACCAUCAGUGGACAUCUUUGCUCGCUUUCACGACAUCAAGCAGUCCAUUAACAAUGGAAGAUAUGGAAACGAAUUUGUUUUCGAGCUUGCCCUUUCUAAUUUGAUCCAAGGGGCAGGGGAUGGUCAUUUCACCUAUAGGCCACUCCUAACCAAUUCGUUCGUUUUCAAUCGUAGUAUAUCCCUAACAUCAGUCUCUCUAGACGGGACAUCAUUACCGAAGAUCUAUGCCAGCGGGGACAUCCUAGCCUACGCGAAUAGUAACACCACUGGGAAAGUGGACUUUUUCCCGGUCACGACCAUUGAUGGCCAAGAUGUCAUACAGUACCUUAGAAAUGCUAAGUCUAUAAGUGACUCGACUCCACUACAAGAUCUUGACGCUCGAUUCAACAAGCUGCUGCUCAAUUCAGCCAGUUUAACACACCCACUGUUCGAAGCGCAACACUCAUUUGUGGGUCAGAAGGACUCCUACAAAAUUGGUUUUAGCAACGGAACAAACUUGACAAUAUCAGCGCAAGUGUCAAUUGCGUCAGGAGCGACAUUUGAGGUAGCAAGUGGCCAUGAGCUGUACCAAAAGUAUUUGGAUUCUGGUCCACCUCCCAGUCCAGUGGAUCUGAUACAGAGCGCUUUCAAUUCUUCCCCGACAGCUACCCAAGCCGGUGUUUCAGCAACGGCUUCUGCGACCGGCACGAACAGUAAUUCAGGCUCCCUCAAACCAAUUUAUAGUACCUAUCCAUCGCCGAUAGUUGCCAGUGAGAGUUACGUUUCUGGUUACCUCCUCAACGGGAGCGACACAAAAGAUGUAGCUGUGCUAGUCAUCUCGAGUUUCGAUGCGGAAGGAGCAGGGGCCCCUGCCAAAUUUCAACAGGCCGUCGAGAAAUUCCUAGCCUUGUGCAGAUCCCAGAACAAGAAGCGACUGAUCAUCGACAUCAGAGACAAUGGCGGUGGUGUUGCAAUGCUAGCAUACGACACAUUCAAACAGCUGUUUCCAGGAGAAUUACCCUACUCCGGCCUACGAACUCGCUUUUCAGCCGCGGGCAAUGCAUUGGGCGAAAUCACAUCCUUAUUGCCAACCGAAGUGUCCAGCUUGGUAGGCGGCCUCAUCUACGACACGGCCUCAUUCCUAAAAACCCCCGACGGACAAUUCUACAAGGACUGGCACGAAUACCAAGGCGGACCCACGCAAAAAGGCGACAACUUCACCAAAACAGCUUCAUGGCUGUUCUCCAAUUGGACACUGAACCCUUUCUUCAGCAUGAACCUGACCGACGGCGCCUGCUCCUCCACCUGCGGCCUCUUCGCCAACCUCCUCAUCAACCAAGGCAACGUAACAACCGUGACCGCCGGGGGUCGUCCCAACAACUCCACAAUCUCCGUAAUCGGCGGCACGCAAGGCGGCGAAGUCGGGCAAUACGAGACGCAAAUCCGCGGGCUGGUCGCAGCGGCGCUUUUGUACCAAAGCAACCUCACCACGCUAUCGACCGCGCAGAAGGCGAAGAACGCAGCGAUUCUGUAUCCGAUCUUGCAGCCGCCGCCGAUUCGGUAUUAUGCGGACGGAGUGGGGCCGACGGUGAAUUUGUUGGAUAAUAUUGCUGCGGAGGAGGGGGGGACGGGGACGGGGAGGGAGGGGGUGUCCCAUUGCAGUUUCGGAGGAGCAAGCAGGCCGAUUGUCGCAUGUGGUAUAUGCCCGCGGACAUUGUUGGGGUGGAGAAUACGUGGGCGAGGGUUGCGAGAGGGGUUGAAGAAUGGGGGGAAGGGGCUGUGUGUUAAUGGGGGGUUGAAGAAGAAGGAGGGAGGAAAUGGUGCUACGAGUGGUGGGGGAGGGGGUGGGGGAACGGGGAGUCCGAUGGCGCCGCAGCCUACACAAUCGACCUCGCCGAGUGGUGCGUCUUCGAGCGCGGCUUCGGCUGGAAGGAGUGUGGGAUUGUAUGGGGCUCUGGGUGUGCUGGUGGCGUGUCUGGCUGCGGUGGAUGUGAUUAUGAGGGUUAUAUAG